UGGGAAUUUCGCUCCAUGCCUCCAUGUGACCGAGUCACACGCUCGCGGUGUCGCGGACUGGUUUGGGAUCCCACCCAACUCCGACCAUCCGAGUCUCCUCUCAACUUUUCCCAGUGUUCGCGAACCUGCCGGCCAUGCCGGCCAUCACACCUUCCAGCCUCUCCUCCCCGUGAUGCGUUCGAAAUCCAGACCAUCUGCUCUUUCUUCCAUUCACUUGUGAUUAGUGCGUUUAGUUUUUAUUUUUUUAGUGAUUUUUCAGUACCAGUGCUAUGAUGAAGAGUAGCUUCAUGCAGCUGCUGCUGGCGAUCGUCUGCCUAGAGAAUUUCCAGUUAAUUUCUACAACCUCCAUUACACAUUUAGUGACACAGCAAGACAGAUUUAAGAGAGCGACAUGCAACUCGUCCGAAUUCAAGUGUAAGAACAAUCAAUGCAUCAGUAAACAUCUGCAGUGUGAUGGGCGAGCUGACUGCAAUGAUAAGUCUGAUGAAACCGCAGCCCUAUGCUCAAACUUAGUUGGUUUCAGAUGCCCAGGAUAUGCAUUUCAAUGUGCCUAUGGUGCAUGUGUGGAUGGUCACGCCAAAUGCAACAAAGUCCAAGAUUGUGUCGAUAAUUCGGAUGAAACUUUAGAUGAAUGUAACAAUGCAGAUGUAACUACGAAGUCACCCACGACUUCUGCAAGACCUCCCAGUUCCUACUGCUUGAGCAACCAAUUCAAGUGCAACUCAGGUCAAUGUAUAGCCAAAUAUCUUCUGUGUGAUGGGAAACUUGACUGCAAUGAUGGCAGCGAUGAAACGUCUGCUAUUUGUAAAGAUAUUCCGUGCGGAAAUGUCUUCUACCGUUGUAGUUAUGGUGCUUGCGUGAGAAGUGAUGCUAAAUGCGAUGGCAUUAAGGAUUGCAAAGAUGGCUCAGAUGAAACACCAGGGUUAUGUGGUAAUCGUCAACCGCCAAUUUCGCCCGUGAAAGAUGGGUGUAAGGUUCCACCUCCCUUGCCUGGUGGUCAGUUCAUUUCAGGUGACUGUGCAUUGUCAGACACAAGUCCAAGCUGUAUUGCACAAACAGAUGCUAUGCUGCCUGUUGGGGCAGAGCUGAGUUUACGCUGCAUCGAAGGAUACUCUCUCAACGGUAUUACAAAUGUUAUAUCUUGCGGAGCUAGUCGUCGUUGGAACCCAGCUGUCUUACCAUCUUGUAAAAGAACAUGCAAGCCUCUGGUUUCGCCAAACCUACUUAUUGAGUGUACUCUAACUGAAGUCAUCAAUGGGCGCCGUUCAACGAAAAACGUACCAUGUGAUGAGCCGAUGUUUGAGGGUACAAAAGCUGUCGUCAAGUGUCCCUCAUAUUUCAAACAAAGAGAAGACAGCGUUUUGAUCUGCCUAAAAUCAGGCCAAUGGGAUGGAGAGCUGAUUGAAUGCACACCACUGUGUGGGUAUAGAGACCAGAGUUUGACUCCAACAAUCAUCAACGGAAAGAAUGCAUCUCAAGUAGACUAUCCAUGGCAUGUUGGAAUUUAUUGGAUCGAGCCUCAGCCAGACGGAAGCCUAAAAUACGAGUACAAAUGUGGAGGAUCUCUUAUAUCCCCGUCUUCUGUGUUAACUGCUGCCCACUGUGGAUUUAAUGACCAACUUAGUGAGUGGACCCCUGCCGCGGAUAUGGUAAUAGCUCUAGGAAAACAAAAAUUAACCUGGGAAAAGAACGACGAAGACAGGACUCAGAGAUUUUCCGUUUUAGAAUUUCUGAAACCAAGCGAGUACGCCGGACGAGACGGUUUGUAUAGUUGGGAUGUUGCAAUCAUCGUUUUAAGCAAUCCAGUGAAAUUGACAUUGUACGUUUUUCCCGUUUGCCUCAAUUUUUUGCCCAACCGUUUUGGUAACAGCGCAGUAGGAAAGGUACCAGGAUGGGGUAGCACAGGAACAGCGGAUACAAGUGAAAAUUUACUUUAUGCAGAAAUCCCUCACAUGAAUACUAAUCAGUGCAGAUCUAUGUUGAGUAAUGAGGAAAAACGUUUCCUAACGUUCGAUAAAUUUUGCGGUGGCUAUUCUAGACCAGGUCCUCAAACUCGCAAAGGUGACAGUGGAGGUGGUCUUAUCUACAAAGAUGGUAGAACAAAUUUUGUCGUUGGAAUUGUGAGCACAACAGUCAGCAAGCCUAAUUUCUGGGUUUCUUUUUACACAAAUGUCAGUUACCAUAGUGACUGGAUUCAAGCCAACAUGAAGUAGUGAGUCAAUGACAUUGACAUUGCUUAAUGGGCGUAUUUUCAUGUUAGGAACAAUCUAUUUAAAUCGUUUCACCUAUGUAACUCUUGACUCAUUUGAAAACCAUUGGCAGAAAGUCUGGAAUGAUAAUUCUGGCUUAUUUUUGUUUUCCUGCCACAGUCUUUGUUAAGUAUGUACUCAUGCACUUAUUGUAACAGAGCAUGAAGCCACAUGGUCCAAAAAGUUGUAUGACCACAUCUGGUAUGAAAUGUAAAGGAGUUACUUCUUUGUGUUCUAAUGAAUUACUGUAUUAGCCAAAUAUUAUUUUCAAGAGGCACAGGUAACUGGUAGAUCUCGAUUGAAGGCGUUUUGACUGUUACCCCUGUGAUUAUGUGACUUUCUGCGAUUUUUGAGACCAAUAGUCGUACAUAUUUGUCUAUUUAUUUAUUUUUUGGUCUUCAUAAAUUUUGACAUCCUUAAAGGUAAAGUCAUGAAAGACUCAAGGUAGAGACCGCUGUGCUGCAGGCUGCAGUAUACUGCAGUUGUGAGGUCUAGGAAAUUAAAGCUUCAUGAUUUUGACUUUAGACCUAACUCUGGAUAGAACGCCUCUAGUACCUGUUGAAGCACUUCUUUCAGACAAGGAUCACUGUCAGUAAUUUGUUGACAGUUACUGUUUUUGACAAAUAAAGAAAAAAGCUUUUUACGAUCAAAUUGUCUUCUCUAGUCAAUACUUAAGAAUAUUUUUAUGCAGUGAGGUUAAAGUAAAUAAUUGUUUAGAUCUUACCAUCUAUUAAGCCUUUUCAUGAGGCAGCUACUUUAGGCAAUUUAGUUUUAAAUUUUGUUACACAAGAAAGAAAAUCAUGUUUCUCACGAGAUGAUGGGCCUAGCACCUUGACUGUCCUGUGUUCAUUAAAAACUAAGUUAAACCCUGUUAGAAGAGUAGAAGGUGAGUCUAAGUCAGUACUUUUAUGUGUAGAGUUGGUACUGAUUCCAGGGUAACACUUUUUUCAUCAUGUGUUCGCAAUUAUUCUUAACAAGCCCGCCCUUUCAUCUAAAUUUAAUCACCACAUGAUUAAGUAAGAUUCUGACCUAGAGCAACAUUAGAGAGGGACCCAAUACAUUGGUCAACAUUAAAGAAUGGGACAGACGCCAGAGUGUUCUCUUGGCUCUGUCAUUUUUCACUUUCUCAUAAUUUAAGGUCACAAAAAGAAAAAUAUUGAACUACUUUAUGCAGGUAAGAUGCAGCCUCAGACCCACUAACAUAUCGAUCUGAGACUCAACAAUAUGUAGAAACUAUCCAGUGUUCAUGAAACUGACUUGGUCACAGAGACUAUUUCUGGAACACUCAUUUACUCGCAAUUGACGAUCAAUAGAUUUGUUAAAUCCAUCAAAAUACUUAAACCCCAUUUAAAUUUAUUCUUUUUUUUUUUUCUUUUUUUUUAGACCUGAAGGAAGUUAAAUAAAGGGGAUAGGAGGAGAUUCAAUUAGUGAAUUUUUAAUUUAUAAAAACCAACAAGUGUUAUUUAUUGAUCCAGAUUGAUUAACAAAAUUACAGUUUUUUUGAAGUUUGUAACUUCAGAUUCUUCUUUAGCUCAUGAUAACAACAAUCAGGGCUCAUCAAAGGUACAAAAAAUAAAGUUAAUGGUACAGGUACCAAAAUUGAAAAAUUGAAAUUCAUAACAUCCCUCAUCCAAGGAGACCUUAAAUGCUUCCUCCUUGCGGCCUUUUUUGAAAAAAAUUAUUCUUUCUGAUUUUAUAUGUGUUCAUAAGGAGAAACCUGUCAUUGUUUGGCCCAGUGAUUGCUGUUGAAUCAAGGAGAUGGUCGCUUAACCUUGGGACAUGGUAGCGGCCAUCACAUGAAAAGGCUUAAAACGUUUUGAAAUUCAACUCCUCAAUUACAAUUGGUUUUUGAAACAGGAAAAAAGAGGUAAAAUUCAGGCAAAUUAGUGCAUUGAAAGGUACUUAAAGAAUAACGUGCAUGUUCUUGGAACUACUAAAAAUAAAAUUAAGAAAUAAAAAGUAAU
Molecule: messenger RNA, 4213 nt
Organism: Bemisia tabaci
Lineage: Eukaryota; Metazoa; Arthropoda; Insecta; Hemiptera; Aleyrodidae
Product: modular serine protease
Biological process (GO): proteolysis
Molecular function (GO): protein binding; serine-type endopeptidase activity
Source: RefSeq, a predicted model, not a curated record